CGUUACAUUCAGGACGAACCUGUUAAUAACGUGUACUUCCUGCAGGGAAGCGCUCAGAGUUGUCAAGCCGCUCCGGUGUCGCUCAGCUUCGGAUCCUCAAGCUGUGAGGCAGAGCUUUAUCGACAGUUGCUUGGAGAAGAUAUGGCACGCCUAGUAGCUGUUUGCAGAGACGGAGAAGAGGACUACCGUUUCCUCGCGAGACAAAUUCCCUUAUACAUUGAUGACUCCCUCACGAUGGUGAUGGAGUUUCCUCGCACAGUAUUGCACUUUGACAGUCAUCAGACCAACAGUUCACAAAUUAAGCCGUUUAUUGAGCGUCACAGCAUGCUGAAGCAGCAGGACCUGAGUAUGGCCCUGAUGGUGAUGUCCCGUGAGGUGUUCAGCGCACUCUCCCAGAUGGUGCCAUGCGUGGGCUGCAGACGCAGCGUUGAACGACUCUUUGCUCAGCUCACAGACUCCGGCUACUUUGCCCUGGAGCCACUGACCGUGGGAUCAGCUGGUGUGCUAUCCAUCACCAGGGCUUGCCUUGCAGACCCCCUCAAACUCUACACACUCUUCUAUGUCCAUGGGUCAAAGUUAAACGAUGUGAUUGAUUCCAUUCCCAAAAGCAAAAAGAACAAGCGCUGUCAGUUGCACUCUUUAGACACACACAAGCCCAAACCUUUGGGAGGGAGCUGGAUGGAUGUAUGGGAGCUGAUGUCUCAGGAGUGCCGGGACGAGGUGGUUCUGAUCGACAGUGCUUGUUUACUGGAAACGCUGGAGACAUACUUGCGUAAACACAGGUUCUGUACAGACUGUAAAAACAAGGUGCUGAGGGCCUACAACAUCCUUGUGGGUGAGUUGGACUGCAGUAAAGAGAAAGGCUACUCCGCUGCACUUUAUGAGGGCCUGCGCUGCUGCCCACACGAGCGCCACAUCCACGUCUGUUGUGAGACCGAUUUCAUCGCUCACCUGCUAGGCCGUGCUGAGCCAGAGUUCGCUGGGGGAUACGAGCGCAGAGAAAGGCACGCUAAGACCAUCGACAUAGCGCAGGAAGAAGUUUUGACGUGUCUGGGGAUCCACCUGUAUGAGCGACUACACCGGAUCUGGCAAAAGCUACGGGCUGAGGAGCAGACGUGGCAGAUACUCUUCUACCUCUGUAUCGAUGCAUUACGCAAAAGCUUUGAGAUGGCAGUAGAAAAGGUGCAGGGAAUCAGCCGACUGGAACAACUCUGUGAGGAGCUGUCAGAAGAGGAGCGAGCGAAAGAGCUGAAGCAAGAAAAAAAGCGACAGAAACGCAAGAACAGACGCAAAAACAAGUGCGGCUUUGACAUGUCUGAGCAAGAGACCAACGGGUACAAAGAAAAGAGCUUGGGAGAGGGUUUAGAGGAUUCUGAGAGCACUGGCUGUAAGUCAUGUGGCAACAGGGAGGAGCCUGGUGUAGGUGUCGAGUCUGUUGUUCCUCUUGAGAGCUCCGCCUGCAGCUGUCCUGCCUCAACCAUCUUGGGCUCCCCCAAAAGCAAAAACGGUUUGCUAUCUCAUAGUCACGGCAGCGACUGUGGCUAUUCUUCCAGCAUGGAAGGCAGCGAGACGAGUUCCAGGGAAGGCUCAGACGUGGCCUGCACCGAGGGAAUGUGUAACCAUGAUGAAACGGCUGAAUACGCAUGCAGUCACCACUGCUUAGAGGACAAGGAGGAGGAUGGUGUGGACAGCUGUGUUGAGUGUUGGGCAAACUGUGAAGAGCACGCCAAAGGAAGGAACAAGAAGAAAAAAAGGAAGAACAGGGGCUCGCUAAAUUCAAAUGAACACCAUGGUUCCCAGUCAGAUGGGUGUGUGUCAGACAGCAGCCAGAGAGGAGAACCAAGCAUCUCAUCUGGCUCUGAAAACUCCCACAAUCCCUCUGCCUCUAACCCACACAACUGCCAGAGCAAACAGAUGCCUUGUGUGAAGGUGUGCUGUGGCUCGCUCUUCACUGCUGUCCUGCAGCUGCCCUGGGCUAAGCAAGAGAUCGCAAGUGGCCUGAACACUCAGACUCCAGAUGCCUGCACACAGGGGCACUGUACAACCAAAAGUCUCAUGGAGCUGCUGGACGAGGCAGAAAUGUCAUCGGACGAAGAGAACUGCCUGACGCAAGAUGAGAUCCAGUCGUUCGUAGAGGAGAACAAGUCUUUCUACAGCACAAGAGACCAGUACAGACAGCACCUAAAGGACCGAUUCACCAACUACUGCCACUCCAGCGUGUGCAGAGGAGAUUGGCUUCCUACGACUAGUGUCAAAUAAAUACACACCAAACACAUGAUUUUUACACGUAGGAAAAAUGCUCACGAUUACCCCUGCUGCAGAAGAGGGAAAAAAAGAGGAAGAAAAUGAAUGUUGGGUUCAAAACCGGAAUGAAUUCUUUAGCUGUCUGGUUUGUUAGUUUAAUUUUAUUUGUUAGGAAUACUUAAACGUUCACAUCCACUUCUUUUCACAUUUAUCUUUUCAGUCUCCCCAUCUCUUUUCUCUCCUUUCUUCCCGUCCCUCACUGACACUCAGGUGUAGUUUAUUUGCUGUUUUUUCUAGAUUUACUGAUUUUUUGGAACGGGUUCAUAAGAUCACAGUGGAAAUGUUAAGAUUGCAGGCGAUCACUGUGGUCUUCUAGUCUUAUUCUUUAUUCAACAUCACUUUAUUUUCCCAGUUCAUCUCACUAACCGAGACACUUCAUUUUAGUGGCAAAUUGUUGUACCAUUUAUGUGUACAGAAAUGAAAUUAUCUGAAUAUAAAGAUUUUACAGAGAGGAAACAUCCAAUUAUAAGGAGGCUUGGGUGUAAUGUUGAGCGAAUGUGCAAAAUUGACAUAAUAAAGAAUAUUUAUUAAUAUGCAUUAA
Messenger RNA from Tachysurus vachellii, 2845 nucleotides. RefSeq names its product gametogenetin binding protein 2 (gene ggnbp2). Lineage: Eukaryota; Metazoa; Chordata; Actinopteri; Siluriformes; Bagridae. Bases 142 to 2259 code for a protein of 705 amino acids. Gene Ontology annotation, cellular component: cytoplasm; nucleus. The record is from RefSeq and is a predicted model, not a curated record. The transcript has 14 exons.